This is a messenger RNA of Ficedula albicollis (Collared flycatcher), 3515 nucleotides long. RefSeq names its product family with sequence similarity 110 member A (gene FAM110A). Bases 1221 to 2249 code for a protein of 342 amino acids. Lineage: Eukaryota; Metazoa; Chordata; Aves; Passeriformes; Muscicapidae. The transcript has 2 exons. The record is from RefSeq and is a predicted model, not a curated record.
UGCUGGUCCCGUGCUGGUCCAGUGCCAGCAAAAUGGGGCUGGGUGAGCCCGGUGAAGGGGUCACAACCGUGUACCUCUGGAGCAGCUCCUCCAGGCAGGAGGUGACCUGGUGUGCCAUGUGAACCUAGCUGAACUGCCCACCUCAGGAGGGAGAGGAGCUGGGGCCACACUGGGCAAUGCCCAGAUCUCAGAUCCCCCACACUCCAGCUGGGUUUGGGGCAUGGGAUUAUGUUGCCGUGUUUUUUGGGGCUGUUCGGAGGGCGGCUCCGCUCGGCUCAGCUUGGCUCGGUGCAGCCCAGCUCCAUGUAGCCGUGCCAGCACAGUGGCUCAGCAGGAAUGUGGAGCAGCAGGUUGUGCCCGGCCGGGCUGUCCGUGCUGGGGAGGCGACCCCACGCCGGGCACUGGCGGCUGUGCUGUGGCUCCCGUGUCCUUGUCCCUGCACUUGGACAGCCAUCUCCUCUGUGGCUUGGCUGAGCGUCUGGUACAAAGCUGAGCUUCAGCGCCUGUCAUGGGGACAUUUUCCCGCUUUGCCUUGCCUGGGGGACACUUUUGCACCCCAGUGCUGAACCGGGGAUCUCUCUCUGUGCUGGGCACAGGUACAAGGGCACUGACGCUGGCCAUUGGCACAGGGGCUAGGCAGCACUGGACCCGAGGGGUCGGGCAGAGGGUGCAGAAUGCUGCCCCAGGGAGGAGGCAGGAGGAUCUCUGCCGGUGCUGGGACCGCUCCCAGCUGUCGCCACGCCUGGCCGCCCCCCUGCAGACAUUUUCCAGGUCAGGAGGCAGCAUGUCCCCCCAGGCAGGGAACAAGGACGGGGAGAGGGGCAGCCAGCCUCCCCCACGGCCACUCGUCUGUCACAGCGUGUCAGGGGGAUGCACCGUGUGGUAUGCAGGGAUCCUGCUGGGCUCCAGACUCUGGGGAAUCUGGCACCCGUGGGCUGGUAGGGGGUGCAGACAUGGCUGAGCUCCAGCUCGGCGGGGCUUUGGGUGCCAGGACUGCCUCCUGCCGCCGGCGGUCAGUGCUGGGACAGGCGCUGGGCUGCUCCCAGGAAGUUUGUACACGCAGGUGAGCAGCUGGCGGUGGCAGCUGCCUGCUGGGGGCUGCCACGGGAGCGAGGGAGGCUAGAGCACACCGGGCCCCGCCCUACCCACCACUGCACCUGCCCUGAGCCCCUCGCUGCCCGUGGCGGCCGCCCAGCCGUGUCCCGGUGCCGGCACGGAGGAUGCCCGUCGAGGCGCUGCAAGCCGGUGACACCAUGAAGGGGGUGACGGUGACGGCGCCUUUCACCUCGGCUAUGCCAGUCCGCAUCCUCCGCAAAGGGCCCGCGUAUUUCCGCCGGCACGCCGAGCCGGGGGCCGGCAAGCCCAGCGCGGUGGAGAGGCUGGAGGCCGACAAGGCCAAGUACGUGAAGAGCCAGAAGGUCGCCAGCACCAGGCAGGAGCCGGUGAAGCCGCUGCUGCUCAAGCAGCCCCUCUUCACCCCCGGGGUGCGCCGGGCUGUGCUCACCCCCAGCCGCAGGGCUCCCCCGGGGCCACGCCGCGCCGAUGCUGCCAGCCCGAAGACCUCCCUUGACCUGGAGAUCCUCAACAGCCUCAUCAACCUGUGUGACAGCCCCUUCCCUAAGGCGGAGACCCCGCUGGGCAGGGACUGCAGGUGGCGGGCGGAAGCACCAGCGGUGGAGGGGGCUGUCAAGGCCCCGGAGAGCCCGGCCACCACCAAGCCCCCCGGCAGUGUGGCCGUGCGGAGGGUGGACGUCCGUCCCUGUGGAGCUCCGCGGAGCCCAGUGACACCGCUGCCAGCAACCCCCGUCGCGGGUGGGCUGCCUGUGACCCCGUCCCGCAGCUCACCCGCCCCCCCCCCCCCCCCCCCCCCCCCCCCCCCCCCCCCCCCCCCCCCCCCCCAGCCGCUGCUGCACCGCUCCAAGUCGGACCUGAGCGACCGACUCUCGAGGGCCACUGCCGACCUGGAGCGCUUCUUCAACUACUGCGGCCUGGACCCCGAGGAGAUGCAGGACAUGGGGGCUGAGCGCUUCGCCCGUGCCAGCUCCGACAUCGUGUCCCUCAAGUUCCACAGCGUGAGCACGGCCAGCUCGGAGGGCGGCCACUCGCCGCCCAGCGCUGCCACACCGGAGGGACGGCCGGCGGAGCGAGUGCCCUACGGCGUCUCCAUCAUCGAGCGCAACGCCCGUGUCAUCAAGUGGCUCUACGGGCUGCGCCAGGCCAGGGAGCCCCAGCAGGUCUCCGAUGUGUAGCAGUGCCAUGGCAGGCACUGGGGACAGAUGGCUCAUUAGCGGGCAGUGCUGGAUGGGGACAAAGCGCAGGGACCUCUUGGUGGUGACAGGACCCUUGAACUCAGCUCUGCUGUGCCACAGCAUCACUGGCCUGAUGUGGUGGCCAGGGAUCUAUUGUCAGACCCCUGUGGCAGCACUGGAGAGCCAGGUCCCUACAAGCCCCUGGGAAGGCAGAGGACAUGUGUCCCUGGGUGUGUGGCUGGUCCUCAACACCCACAGGGCCUCAUAUGUGGUUGUCCUGCCUGCACUGCUGGCAGCUCCUGCCUGUUCUUGGGGUGGGGUGCAAGGGUCUGGUUAUCCCCUGCAUGGAGCAGGAAUGCUGCACUGGUGAAGGAGCUGCCCCCUUGCAGCUUACAUGGGAGGGGUCCUGCCUGGGGUGGUGGCCACCACUGGUGGUCCCAUCCUAUUGCUGAAGAAAAGCCUGGUGCUUUGACGGGCGAGGGGGAAACCUGACCCCUUGCUUCAAGCUGCCCAGGGCUGUGUGUCUGUGUGUGUGUGUCUGUGGGUGCCUGUGUUCCCCUCCCCAGCUGUCAGUGGGCACGAAUCCCCCGCCAUGCUGGGUCUGGUAUUUAUGAAGACAACAAUUCCUAUUUUCUACUCUUUUCCUUAUGUUUGAUCUGUAAAUAAUAAUUAUUAUAAUGCAGCCAGUUUUAUUAAAUGCCUGUGUUUUGGAGGCUGUGUGUUGUCUCUUGGGGUGGUGGAGGUUGGGAUGGGACAGGGACUCUUGGGGUGCCUGUAGCUCUGCAGGGCUGUGGGUGCUGAGGGGAUGGGUGCUGGAAGGGAACCACGGGUUCCAUGCUGCAGUGUGCCAGCGCGGGCCCCGGCGGGCACGGCAGGGCGACGGUUGGGUCUGGCAGGUCCCGGCAGAGCCCCAGCUGUUGGGAUUCCCCUCUGUGCCACGCACCCUCCCCUGCCUUCUUCCCUCACUCGUGCAAAGCUUGGCCAGGUCCCAGUCUCCACGAACUGGGAGAUGGGGGCGGCAAUAGCAGAGACCUCCCAGGUGGGCUGGGAUGAAAGCUGGCACAGGGAGCGCUUUGAAGAUGAAAAGCGCCUGUGUGUUCUCCAGGGCAGCCUCUUGUGGCACUGCAGCCCUCCCUGCACCUCAGGUGCCACGUCUGCCCUGUGGUCCCUGUGCUCCUGGUGUGUCCCAUGCAGGCAGGAGUCUGCUGAGGAAGGUGACAUCAAAGCCACCAGCAAGCACCUGCACCCAGGGACUCUACCUGGACC